Messenger RNA from Alternaria atra, 870 nucleotides. RefSeq lists its product as uncharacterized. Bases 1 to 870 code for a protein of 289 amino acids. The transcript has 3 exons. Lineage: Eukaryota; Fungi; Ascomycota; Dothideomycetes; Pleosporales; Pleosporaceae. Gene Ontology annotation, cellular component: membrane; oligosaccharyltransferase complex. Gene Ontology annotation, biological process: protein N-linked glycosylation. The record is from RefSeq and is a predicted model, not a curated record.
AUGAGGGUACUUCAAGGCUUUGUUUCUUCCCUUCUACUCUCGGGCGCGGCCAUUGUGUCCGCAGCUUCUUCAUGGAGCUUUGAGGAUGCUACCGUGACUAUUUCCAGCAAAGGUGCUGGUGUUGGUGGAGGUUCAAAGGACAAGCUGAGUCCCUCAACACCUUUGGGCAAAUCUGUCUCAUUGGGCGCAACGGAUACAUUGAAGCUUGUCCUUACAACCCUCGACGGAAGCACUGCGAAGCGACCCCAUCAGGCAUUCCUUACUUUGACCGAACAAACGACCGGCCUGGAAGAGUCUUUCGUGUUCAAUGUGAAGGAUAGUGGCAAGGGAAAGGUCGAUUUGUCUCACAAAGACCUGCCCCACCAGUUCUUGACCUCCGAGAAGCCAAUCGUCGCCUCUAUCGUUAUCGGGUCAUUCGGAUCUUCCGCACCAUACAAGAGCAAAGCUUUCGACCUCGCCGUCACCCGCGACUCUAGCGUCCCCCUUAGCGUCCCCUCGCCGCCCGUCCGCUACGCCGCCGAGUCUGAAAUUCACCACAUCUUCCGCGAUGACCCCAAGUCCCCGCCCAAGAUCAUAACCAUUGUAUUUGCUGCUGCUGUUGCUGCUGCACUACCUAUCCUACUGGUUGUGUGGGCCACGCUGGGCGCGAACGCUAGCCAUUUGAGCAAGGCUCUUGGCAAUGCACCCGUCUCGCAUGGCCUUUUCUAUGGCUCCAUACUGGCAAUGGAGGGCAUUUUCUUCCUGUACUACACCAGCUGGAACCUCUUCCAGACCCUGCCAGCGGCAGCUGUCGUGGGAGCUGUUGCCUUUCUGAGCGGUAGCCGGGCCUUGUCUGAGGUCCAGGAGCGGAGGCUGGCUGGACAAAGAUGA